Molecule: messenger RNA, 1602 nt
Organism: Penicillium taxi
Lineage: Eukaryota; Fungi; Ascomycota; Eurotiomycetes; Eurotiales; Aspergillaceae
Product: inositol-3-phosphate synthase INO1
Exons: 1
Coding region: 1-1602 (533 amino acids)
Biological process (GO): inositol biosynthetic process; phospholipid biosynthetic process
Cellular component (GO): cytoplasm
Molecular function (GO): inositol-3-phosphate synthase activity
Source: RefSeq, a predicted model, not a curated record
AUGGCUCCCCACGCUAAUUCUGAUGCUGCCGUCGGUUCGAACGGGUCGGCUCGCCAAGAAUCCACCCAUCUGUUCACUGUCCAAUCUCCCAACGUCGUGUAUACCGCCGACGAGAUCAAGACCAAGUAUGCCUACCAGACCACCGAAGUGACUCGCACUGCAGAUAACAAGCUUGUGGCCGUCCCUAAGACCACUGACUACCACUUCAAGGUCGACCGUAAGGUUGGCAAGGUUGGUAUGAUGCUGGUCGGCUGGGGUGGAAACAAUGGUUCCACUGUCACUGCUGGUAUCAUCGCCAACCGCCACGGCCUAUCCUGGGAGACUCGCGAGGGCCAGCAGUCUGCCAACUACUACGGCUCCGUUGUCAUGAGCUCCACUGUCAAGUUGGGUACCGAGGCUAAGACCGGCGAGGAGAUCAACAUCCCGUUCCAUGACCUACUCCCCAUGGUCCACCCGAAUGAUCUCGCCAUUGGCGGUUGGGACAUUAGCAGCCUGGAUCUUGCUGCUUCCAUGGACCGCGCACAGGUGCUGGAGCCCAGUCUCAAGAGCUUAGUCCGCAAGGAAAUGGCCCUGUUGAAGCCUUUGCCCAGUAUCUACUACCCAGACUUCAUCGCUGCCAACCAGGAGGACCGUGCCGACAAUCUCAUCGAGGGUUCCAAGGCCUGCUGGGAACAUGUGGAAAAGAUCCAGCAGGACAUCCGUGACUUCAAGGCCCAGAACGAAUUGGACAAAGUCAUCAUCAUGUGGACCGCCAAUACCGAGCGGUACGCGGACAUCGUUCACGGCGUCAAUGACACCUCCGACAACCUGAUCAACUCGAUCAAGGCCGGCCAUGCCGAGGUUUCUCCAUCUACUGUCUUCGCUGUGGCUGCUAUUCUGGAGAACGCCCCGUUCAUCAACGGGUCGCCUCAGAACACUUUUGUUCCAGGUGCCCUCCAACUCGCCGAGAAACACGGUGCCUUCAUUGGCGGUGAUGAUUUCAAAUCUGGCCAAACCAAGAUGAAGUCCGCCCUGGUAGACUUCUUGAUCAAUGCUGGUAUCAAGAUCACCUCCAUCGCCAGCUACAACCACUUGGGAAACAAUGACGGCAAGAACCUGAGCUCCCAGAAGCAGUUCCGCUCCAAGGAGAUCUCCAAGUCCAACGUUGUCGAUGACAUGGUUGCUGCUAACCACAUUCUGUAUGAGAAAGAUGAGCAUCCCGAUCAUACUGUCGUCAUCAAGUACAUGCCCGCCGUCGGAGAUAACAAGCGUGCCAUGGAUGAAUACUACGCUGAGAUCUUUAUGGGUGGCCAUCAGACCAUUAGCCUGUUCAACAUCUGUGAAGACUCGCUGCUGGCUUCGCCCCUGAUCAUCGACCUUGUUGUUCUUGCCGAGAUGAUGACCAGAAUUAAGUGGAAGGCUGACAGUGACGGCUCCGAGUACCAAGGCUUCCACAGCGUUCUCAGUGUGCUGAGCUACAUGCUCAAGGCGCCUGUUACUCCUCCGGGAACACCCGUUGUCAACGCCUUGGGUAAACAACGCUCGGCCCUGAUCAACAUCUUCCGUUCCUGCGUUGGUCUCCAGCCCGAGUCGGAAAUGACCCUCGAGCAUAAACUGUUCUAA